AUGCUAAUCGCAAUCGGUAGACCAUUAGCCAAUGAUGUUUUUAUUGAUGGCAAGUUUAUUGGAAUUUUAACUGGUCUGGAAGUGAAACGAUGUGCUGCUCGAUAUGCGUUUGGUGUCGGCCGUUUAUUCACUAAGCUUAUAUCAUAUGGCCAAAGUUUUUCAUCACAAGCACCGUAUUUACGUACUGCUUUGGCACUGGUUGUUAGAGUGGCUCCAGUAUCUGUUAAUAUUGAAUGUUGA
Molecule: messenger RNA, 240 nt
Organism: Rotaria sp. Silwood1
Lineage: Eukaryota; Metazoa; Rotifera; Eurotatoria; Philodinida; Philodinidae
Source: the annotation of a GenBank genome assembly